CGUAUGCUCUGCGUCGAUUUAAGCAGAACCAUAAUUCAGGCUACAGACACAUAUGGACUCUCGCUGAUCCGCCUGCACACACACGGGCGAGAGGCGAUGUGAAGCCGGCUUUUUCCACUCUUUUUAAAUGUAGUAUUGCUGAUAAGUAUGACGGAAAUGUUUUCAACUCUGUACGGGCAAAACGAUGCUCAGGGACCGGCCGGGGCUUCCUCUCUGGGGUUCGGCUCGGGGAAGCCGCCUCCGCCGCUGCCGCAGAACGCAGCCGCCAUGGCGGGGCAGCUGCCAGGACAGCCCGGGGAUGAGGGGCCUGCUCCCCGGAAGACCGGAGCUAUGAAUGAACCUUUCUACCUGUUACGAGAGCUUCCUGUGGGAAAUGAACUGACAGGCAACACAAACCUCAUCACGCACUACAACCUGGAACACGCCUACAACAAGUUCUGCGGGAAGAAAGUGAAGGAGAAGCUCAGCAACUUCCUGCCAGAGUUACCAGGUAUGAUCGACUGCCCAGGCACUCAGGAUGGCAGCUCAUUGCGUUCUCUGAUCGACAAACCUCCAGUAUGCGGGAACUCCUUCAGCCCACUGACUGGCGCUCUGCUCACAGGCUUCCGACUACACACAGGACCGCUCCCAGAACAGUACAGACUGAUGCACAUACAGCCUCCAAAGAAGAAAAGCAAACACAAGCACAAGCACCAUCGACCGCAGGACCCAUUACCACAAGAAACUCCGUCAGACUCUGAUCCCAAGAAAAAGAAGAAAAAGAGGGACGAUGAUCCUGACCGCAAGAAAAAGAAGAAAGAUAAGAAAAAGAAGAAGAACCGCCACAGUCCCGACCACCCCGGCCUCGCUGGAUCACAACCCAACAGCAACAGUCUCAGAUAGACGGGAGUCCGGUGUGUGUAUGCCUGUGUGUGAAUGGGUUUUUUGUAAGAUAACGCACGAGUGUUUUACAGGUGAAUGUAUUAUUGUGAGUGUGUUUAAUGAGAGAAACCAACGGGUGUAUGGGUGAGUGUGAGUGUGUGUGUGUGAGUGUGUGUGUGUGUGUGAGAGCAGCGACACGGUGGGUGUGGGUCACUGCGGAGAUGUUACAGAACAGUAUAAAGAGCUGAUGAGCUGUGUGUUGUUGACUGGAAGUCUCUUUAAUUUUGUUGUGAUAUCUUUUGACCAUAAUGCCAAAAUCAAAUAAACUUUGGGUAUUACCUUU
Messenger RNA from Cololabis saira (Pacific saury), 1204 nucleotides. It is a transcript of the gene med19a, whose product is annotated as mediator complex subunit 19a. The transcript is spliced from 6 exons. The record is from RefSeq and is a predicted model, not a curated record. The coding region runs from base 148 to 882 and encodes 244 amino acids. Gene Ontology annotation, biological process: positive regulation of transcription by RNA polymerase II. Gene Ontology annotation, molecular function: transcription factor binding; transcription coregulator activity. Gene Ontology annotation, cellular component: mediator complex. NCBI's taxonomy places the organism in Eukaryota, Metazoa, Chordata, Actinopteri, Beloniformes, Belonidae.